CUUUCCCUCAUGAAACCAAAAAAAGUUCCCACGACGCCGAUUGACUCCUCCACGCGCCGGGUGACACAAGUCUUUUUUCUACAUUUCCCACUCGACGAUUCCCUCUCGACAUGCCCAGGUCAGAGGCCAUGAUUGUAUAAUUCGUCCAUGCAUUACAAGAAGCUUGCAGUCGCUGCCGCAUCAAAGAGGAUAAGAACCGUGCUGCCGACUCGACUCUCUACCACCACAUCCUCGCUCCUAUCGCUUAGACGUUGUCUUUCAACAAGAGACUGUACAGUAUCUUCAGACUCGUCAGCAGAUCCACCGGCCUUCACGAACUCAAGAAUACGCUCGAAUCCUAGAGCCACUCCGUCCCGAGAUCCUCGUCCAGCGAAGCCAACUACUCCUCUCGUCGUCAAGCUUUCGAGCAAAGAUCGGCCUUCCAAGUUCAAGAUCCCAGACUCGGUCUCCAAGACAGUCGCUAGAGAACUCCUUCGCAACAAAUACCUCUUCUCCGAAUACAGUCUCUUCUCGCCGCACCGAGGCUUUCAAAAGUGGAAGAAUCACGGCCUUCUGAAGCACACCAAGAUCCCCGACGACUUCUUUCGCGGCCGCAUCCCUAUCAAGCUCUACCCUUAUCAGGUCGACGGACCUCGUUUCAUCCUUGCUUCUCCUGCUCCAGAAAAAAAGGAAGCUCCUCCAGCGCCUGCAAAACCCGAGUACGGCGCCAUGCGCAGUCACGUCCAGAUCGUCGCCGCGCCGACGGCCGACACCCCGGGCGCAUGCCUCCUCGUCCACUAUGACAACCGCCGUUACGUUUUCGGUCACCUGUCCGAAGGCACUCAGCGCCUCUUCACCGAACACAAGAUCCCCGCCGCGAAGCUGUCGCACAUCUUCCUCACGGGCAAGACGGACUGGGCAACGACGGGCGGCCUGUUGGGUAUGAUUCUUACGGUUGCCGACGUUAUUAUAAGCGCAAAGACUGCAGUGGAGGAGGAGAACAGGCUUCGCCGUAAGAAGAACAAGCCAGAUAUCGUCCACGGCGGCCCUCAACGCAUCGAGAUCCACGGCUCCAAGAACCUCGAGCACAUGUUAGCUGCUGCUAGACGCUUCGUUUUCCGGAAGGGCUUCCCGCUCGACGCUCAUGAGCUCCGCGCCGAUCCUAGGGCCGCAAACCCCGAGAACAGCGAGCCUGACUAUGAGGAUGAGAACCUCAAGGUCUGGAAGAUCCCCCUUGUCGCCACAGGCAUGGAGAGCCGGUCGCGUAGUAGCAGUACCGGCUCACAGAACCCGCGGAAGCGGAAGCUGAACUCUUCGGAGGAGCCCGAGGCUAUGGAGACUGUGGCGGAGGAAGAGGACGGAGAGGUUGUGGAGGAUGUGCCGGCGGGGCUAGAGAACGACGAGGAGAAGACCAGGCUUCUUAUGCAGACGAUCAUCAAGCACAUGUUCGACUCGGACUGGAAGGCGGACACUCUUGUAGAGCAGCCCCUACACAAGGUCAAGCUGCCGGCCAAGAUUUUUGUUCGCGACGAUGAAGGCAAGAUCACAGUCUACAAGGGCCCAUUGCCGGGGAGGGACGCCAACGUUCCCGAUAUCAGGGUGCUUGUGAGGGAGCCUUGGCCUGGUGCGCUCAUCCACCGGUUGCCGCCUACGGACCCUUGCUUUGAUUCUACAUGCUACAUUGUCAAGAAUCAUGCUCGCCGAGGCAAGUUCCAACCUGCAAACGCGCUCAAGUACGGCCUACCCAAGUGGACCUUCAGCAAGCUUGCAAAGGGCGAGAGCGUGACGGCAGAGGACGGAACUGUUGUUACCCCAGAUAUGGUCUUGGACCCUCCUAUUCCUGGCCAUGGUUUUGCUCUCAUCGAUGUCCGCUACGAGUAUCUCCUCGAUAGUCUCCUCAGGAGGCCCGAGUGGGAGAACAAGGAGAUCAUGGAGCAUAUUGAUGCUUUUUACUGGAUUCUUAGCCCAGAGGUCAAGGACGAUUCCCGCCUGAAGGACUUCAUGGCGAAGCACAACUCCUUUAAGCACAUUGUUCUCGGUGAGGGAAUGAACCCCAACACUAUCUCAUUCGCGGGCGCGUCUGGGAAAGCCAUCAUGAUGCAUCGUAUGGACCCCGACCGCUUCUCCAUUCCCAACCAUAACAACCAGGAAGAGGCCUUACCAGCGGGUUUGGCAUCUGUUGCGGAGCUGGGCAAGCCCGGCGAAAGACUACUGCUCUCUCCUACGGUCGAAUUCCAGCCCAAGUUCGCCAACGCUCUCAUGAACACCAUCAGGCCCAUCAAGGAGCUCACUUCCACCCACGCCAAGGCCUUCAACCUGGCGCUCGAAGCGCAAGAGAAGGUUUCCGACCCUGCUUUCGCCGCCCGCGUCGCCGAGUCCGAGCAAGACAUUCCCAAUCGGGACGCCGAGAUCGUCACCCUCGGCACCGGCUCCGCCCUUCCCUCCAAGUACCGCAACGUCUCAGCCACGCUCAUCCGCGUCCCCGGCUACGGCAGCUACCUGUUCGACUGCGGCGAGAACACCCUCGGCCAGCUCCGCCGCGUGUACGGCUACGCCGAAACCGACGCCAUCCUCCGCGACCUGCGCGCCAUCUACAUCUCCCACCUGCACGCCGACCACCACCUCGGCGUCCCCUCCGUUCUCGCCCGCCGCGCCGCCGCCAACGCCGCUCUCCCCGCCGAUGAGGCCCCCAAGCCGCUCACCAUCAUCUCCACCUCCAAAUACAUCGGCUUCCUGCACGAGUACAAAGACGUCGAACCUCUCGACUGGUCCAACAUCAAAUUCCUCACCCUCAUCGGCACAGGCCGCAAACCCACCGACGACCCGUCCGGCCCUCACUCGGCCGACCUCGGCCCAGGAAACAACCACUUCAACAUGCUCCCGGGCACCCUCUGCGCUUUACAACCCGCUUCCUUCCGCGGCAACCCUUCAGAAGCCCUAGAAUCCCAAACCGGCCUCGCCUCCAUCGACGCCUGUUUCGUAGAUCACUGUCUCGGCGCCACCGCCGCCGUUUUCACCUGGCCGUCUGGUCUCAAAAUCUCCUUUUCGGGGGACUGUCGGCCCUCGGAUGCUUUUGCACAAAUCGGCAAGGGGUCGCAUUUGUUGAUCCACGAGUGCACGUUUGACGAUGAGCUUAUUGGGGAAGCCAAGGCCAAGAAACACUCGACUGCGAGCGAGGCGCUGGAUGUGGGGAGGAAAAUGGGGGCGAGGAGGGUGUUGUUGACGCAUUUUAGUCAGAGGUAUCCGAAGAUGCAGGCGCCUGUUUUGGAUGAGUUGGAGAGGCAGGAACAGAGUGUCAGUGGUGGGGAGAAAAAGGGUGACAGGACGGUGGUAUUGUACGCGUUUGAUUAUAUGAAGAUCAAGUUGGGCGAGUUCAAGAUGGCGGAGAGGUUCUUGCCGGCGCUGAGGGAGUUGUAUGGGGAGUUGGAGGAGAAUGAGGAGGAGGAUGGGGAUGGGGCGGAGGGUAAGGAGUAAGUAAAUAUGGAUGGUUGUUGGGCAUGUUACCGGUAUAUAGAAGGUUGGUUGCAUGGUUAUAGAUAGAGUGAUGAAAGAUUUAGGAGAAUAUACCCUGGUUGUCUGG
This is a messenger RNA of Neurospora tetraspora, 3559 nucleotides long. RefSeq lists its product as uncharacterized. The coding region runs from base 148 to 3453 and encodes 1101 amino acids. Gene Ontology annotation, biological process: mitochondrial tRNA 3'-end processing. The transcript has a single exon. NCBI's taxonomy places the organism in Eukaryota, Fungi, Ascomycota, Sordariomycetes, Sordariales, Sordariaceae. Gene Ontology annotation, cellular component: mitochondrion. Gene Ontology annotation, molecular function: 3'-tRNA processing endoribonuclease activity. The record is from RefSeq and is a predicted model, not a curated record.